Messenger RNA from Rhipicephalus sanguineus (brown dog tick), 3834 nucleotides. RefSeq names its product WD repeat-containing protein 7-like. The record is from RefSeq and is a predicted model, not a curated record. The annotation marks the transcript as partial. The transcript is spliced from 19 exons. Gene Ontology annotation, cellular component: cytoplasm. NCBI's taxonomy places the organism in Eukaryota, Metazoa, Arthropoda, Arachnida, Ixodida, Ixodidae. Gene Ontology annotation, molecular function: protein binding.
CCACGAGUGCUGCAAAGCAUCUGCAGUGUGGCCAGUGACCACUCGGUGGCGCUGCUGAACCUGAAGGAACGCAAACGCAUCUUGCUGGCCUCUCGACACCACUUCCCUCUCAGUGUGGUAAAGUGGCGACCCUCACACGACUUCAUGGUGGUCGGCCUCUUGGAUGGCUCUGUUCAUGUCUGGCAGAUGGAGACAGGCCACCUAGACCGAGUCCUUCGGGGUCUAGCAGCGGAGGAAAUCCUGAACGCAUGCGAAGACUACUCUGGGCACCGAGUAGAACGCAUGACAAGCGUGGCUGGGCAUCACCAUAACAUGGCUGUCAUACGGCACGCCAGCCAGCGUGGAAUGAGCCAUCGGCACCACUCUUCGCACCACCAUGCUCCCGGACACCAGCAUGGAGGACAUGAAGCUGGAGACAGUGCCCAUACACGAUCACGGACACACCCGCUCAUGGUUCAGGGGCUCAGGACCAGCCCGACUGAUCAGGACAGUCACGUGCUGUUCUUUGACAUUGAGGCACUCAUUGGCUUCCUGAACUCCCUGAAAGGAAAGCAGCGCAGAGAUGCUUCCACUGCUCGGACGGGGGCUAGCACUUCACGAGACAUGUCACAACUACUGGCUGAAUUCAAAGUGCAGAUGCAGUCCGAACAGAAUUCUGGAAUGGCGGCAGGUACUCUGGAGCCUGGGGGCCUGGCCAAUCAGUCCGAAUACCAGAAGUACCUCGCCUUGUCCAUGUCCACCUCACCAGAGGCACACAAAAAGGCCUCCUCGGGUUUCAUUGCCAAAGUGAGAGACACCGUAAGAGACACAGCACAGAGCGUUGGCAUAAAAACAGACCAGGCAUCAGGCAGCAAGGCAGGAGAUGUGAAGAAUGCAGCAGCUGUGGAAGCCAGUGCCAAGAUGAAGCACCUGAGCCUGGCCGAGACCAAUCUGACCAUGGAGAUUUCGCAGCUGCUGUUGUCCGUCCUGCAUGCUUGGGGGCUCGACCCUGACCUUGACAAGGCGAGGCUUCCAGUUUAUUUUAAAACACUGGCCACCAUGGAUGUGCGGGCUUGCUUUUUUGGUGAACAGGUGUGCGAAAGUAAGCUAGGACUACUGUGCCCCAUGCGACCCACCUGCUUUGGUCUGCUGUCCCGAGGCAACCACAUGAGCCUGCUGCUUCCCACCUACAUGUACCGCAUGAUGCCUCUCUUGCCAAAAGCUGGAUCUAUGGGCAGCACCAAGGAGCGCAAGGUGGUGACCAUGCCAGUGCCCAAGGAGCAGAUUGAAGAGGAGGAGCGGGCACGACGCUUCUCAUCAAAAGGCCACUGGGAGUUAUCGACGGCUGUCACAACCAAUCACCUGAUCUCCGUGAUUGCCCUGGCCAACACACUCAGGUCUAUGAGAAGUGCCACCUUUGUACCCGAGCAGGAGAAGCGCCGAAGGCUACACAGGCGACUGAGUCGUGCUGAUAGCCGUGCCUUCAUGAUGACGCCUGCUGAAGGUGUUGUGGACAGCAGCGGCGCCCUGUCCGUCCUCCAGGAGGUUCUGUCUCAGCAGCAGGCUGAUAUCAAGCAGGGCUGGAGCUUGCUGGCUGCACUGCACACAAUCCUGCUGCCUGACCUGGUAGACACGCCAGACUUCAAGCAGCCACAGGUUGAAAUACUCGCCCGCCGGUGGCAGGACCGCUGCUUUGAGGUGCGUGAGGCAGCUCAGUCUCUUCUUCUUGCGGAGCUACGGCGCAUUGGUGCCAAGGGCCGCAAGAUGGUUGUGGACGAAUGGGCCAUCUACCUGCCAAACUACACCAGUGCCUCUGCCGCUACGUCCUACAUCUCGCCUGGUGGGCCCACUGCAUCAGCACCUCAGCCGGCACCUCCUCCUGAUAGUGGCAGCCCACCCUGUGUUGUUGCACCCGAGGCCUUCCAGUGUAGCAUCGAGAGCUACCAGUUUAAGUGUGCUCCUGUCAGCCGAGCCUCCUCAGGAGGAAGCACACCGUCAGGGCCCCAGACCAAGGGUGAGACGCAGUCAAUGCGAACGACCAAUGAGCAGAACUCGUCAGACGAAGACGAAGAGGAAGAGAGAGAAGGUGGGAAGGCGACCAAGCACUCCUGGAGUGCUGCCGAGGCCCGCCGAAAGCAGUCUACAGCCAUUGUUCUUCUCGGUGUGAUCGGAGCAGAGUAUGGCCAGGAGAUUGAACAGAGCAAGCGAAAGGGUGCCGAAGACCAGAGGAGGAGGUCUAUCGUGGAGGGAUUUGGACCCACCAACUAUUCUCUUGCACGGCAGACCAGUCAGGCACUGGCACACCUGCUGCUGACACCUGCGUCUUCAUCUCUUCCCGCUCACUCUUCGCUACGCCGAGCGGCCAUUGACCUGAUUGGCCGAGGCUUCGCGGUCUGGCAGGCAUACAUAGAUGUGUCCCGUGUGCUGCUUGGUCUGUUUGACCUCUGCUGCGAUGCAGACAAGCUGCUCCCCAGGGUGUCGUACGGGCUGCCGAUGACACCGGCGGCAGAUUCUUGCCGCACAGCCCGGCAGGCACUGUCCCUGAUUGCAACGUCGCGUCCGCCAGUAUUCAUAACGACGCUGGCACGUGAGGUGCGCCGCUACACCACUCUCGCGCAGGACGCCCAGUCUCUCAACAUCUCGCUGCAUCAGACAGUGCUGUGCCGUGCGCGCCCUGAGAUAUUGCGCAUUAUGGAUUUGCUCAUCAGCAAGAUGGAGGCGGAAGUGGCCAAGCUGCUCGCCGAGGUGAUGGAGAUCGUGCUGCACUGCGUCGACCCCACCCAGCUGAAGGCACGCGGGCUCGGCGAACUGUUCCCUCCGAUAUGCAGAUUUAACAUGGUCAGCUACUGCAAGGCAACGCGGCGCAUUGCUGUUGGAGGCAAGAAUGGCAACCUCACCAUCUUUGAACUGAAGGCCUCAAAGUCGCAGGUAACAAUGGCCCACACAGCGACCGUGGAUGCCUGCACAUUCUCCCCGGAUGGCAAAUAUUUGGCCACCUAUUCCAACGGGGAGAACAAGCUCUGCUUUUGGCAGACGGCAUCCGGCCUGUUUGGGCUGGGAAAUGCACAGCCGCGCUGUGUGCGCACCCACACGACGCCCGAACUGCCAGAAAGUGUAGUUGCCAACCCGCUCAAGAUGGCACGGCUCGUGUGGGUCACCAGCCGCAUCGUCAUCCUCAUGGUGGCCGACGGCACCGAGCAUCGAUUCACCCUCUAGUGCACUUCAUCCUCGGAAAUAUAUACAUAUAAUCACUCCUAUCAUUCACUUAUAUUAAAUUCGAAUUAACUUAUUUUAUCCUUACGUAAUUUACAUUACGUAAGGAUUCGUAAACAUAUUUCGUGCAUUUUCCAAUUCAUUUCGUUACGAAUAAAAUGACUACGCUGGCAUGUUGUGAUAAUGGUUGUUUGUAGUACUGCAGCUGUGUGAGACUUCAGGAAAAUUGGCAUAUCAGAAGUGCUAAUCCCCAUUUUUGUGUAAUAAUGUCAUCUUUUGUAACCUGCAAAUGCCAAUGUGGUAAAUAUUUACAGGUUAUGCCUACUAGCUGGCUAAGGUUUGACUUGGAGUACUCCAGCACCUCGUUAAAGUGGCGGUAAUCACCUGUACUGGCUUAAUAUACUGUAUUUGUAUAUUGCCACGUGCGUUUCUUUAUCACUUUUGCUGUAUUCGGUUUUCAGCCACAAAGACUGUCAGCAACGCUCAGCGCGAACCGCGCCUCAUUGUUCGAGAACCUUCGCGAUCAUUGUAGAUCGUUUUGUUAAGAUUGCGCGCAAGACGCGCACACUCGAGCUUAUUCUAGAAUUUGCAGGACAGCCAGCGAUAACGCUGGAAUAUUUGAAGGCACAUGUUUAAAUGCCG